CCCUCCUCCCCCUUCCCCCCCUUGAUUUCACCUUUCUCCCCUCGCGCGGACUUGUCUGCCAAUCAGAUGCUUCGCGUGCACCAGGCCCGCCGCCUGGCCACCUGGCCGGCGCUGGCCCGGGCGCUGGGCUCGGCCGCCGCCACCGCCGGGGAUGGCUCGCGGCGGCCUAGCGCCAACCCGGCCGCCGCUUCGGCGGUCGACCGGCAAACACACAGCCAGCUGAUCUCCGGGCUUUUGAACACCAUGCCAGCCUUCUCGGAGGCCACCGAGCGAGCCGCGUGCGUGCUCUUCUCGCAGCCGAUGCCGGGGCGCCUGCGCGCCACGCGCGCGCAGAAUGACUACACGCAGGAUGUGUCCCUGGCCGGGUUACGCCGGGGCGCCGGGUCGACCGGCGGCCGGACGCCGCAGCCCCCGCCGCGGCCCUCCAUGCGCCCCCUCGGGCAGAUUGCCUUCGCCGGGUCCAUCCACAACAAGGCCGAGGCGGUGGCCGGCCUGCCGCCCUCGGUCAAGGGGCUGCCGCUGGUGGCCUUUGCCGGGCGGUCGAACGCCGGCAAGUCCACGCUCCUGAAUUGCCUGGCCUCCACUGGUGGCCGGCGGACGCACCUGGUCAAGACGGCCAAGACCCCGGGCCACACCCGAUCGCUGAACAUCUUCAAUGUGGCCGACACCUUCGGCAUGGUGGACAUGCCGGGCUACGGCCACGGCAGUCGGGCCGAGUGGGGCGAGUUGGUCGAGACUUUCCUCCAGCACUCGCCGAAGAUCUCUCGCGUGUACCUGCUGGUGGAUUCGCGGCGCGGCCUGAUGGACUCCGACGUGUACAUGAGUUAUUGGCUGAAUGAUCGGGCCAUCCCCUUCCAGUUCAUCCUCACCAAGAUGGACCUCGUAUCGGCCGGGGCCGUGGAGCGCCGGCGUCGCGAGAUCGCGCAGUUCAUCGUGUCCGGCGAGCUCCCGGCCGCCGAUGAGGCCGAGCAGGAGGCGCAAGUGGACCCGACCGCGCCGGCGGCCGACCUGUCCUGGUCGCACGACCGCCGAGCCGUGUCCAAUGGCCUCCCCCUGGCCUUCCCCCUGGUGCUGGCGGUCUCGGCCAAGCCCACCAAGCAGGUGAUGAAGCGCAAGUCGGCUCGAGCCGGCCCGGGGCCGGCGGCUGCGGCUGCGGCUGCGGCUGCGCCGGCGGCGCCGGCCACGCCCCCGGCCCCGGGCGCCGGGGACGAAGAGUCGCUCUUGCGGUUCUUCGAUUCAACCGGCGAUCCGGACGGCAUGAUCCUCCUGCGGAAUAUGAUCAUCGACUCGACCCUCGGGCCGCGGCCAGCCAUCUCGCCGGAGGCCUGGCGCCGGUACCGGACGCAGGCCCCGGCGCCCGGCGGCAAGGUGCCAACGAAGAAAUGAUACCCACGCCCCACUAGAUACCCACGGAUGUGCUUGGAGA
Fonticula alba is the source of this 1426-nucleotide messenger RNA. RefSeq lists its product as hypothetical. The record is from RefSeq and is a predicted model, not a curated record. Gene Ontology annotation, molecular function: GTP binding. Gene Ontology annotation, cellular component: mitochondrion. Lineage: Eukaryota; Rotosphaerida; Fonticulaceae. The transcript has 4 exons. Bases 67 to 1386 code for a protein of 439 amino acids.